AUGCCCGUGGACUUUCCAGAGUACGCGCCGGUCGAAUACACGGCUCCUGUUGUAGCGAACAAACCUGUUUGGGCCGAUGAUGAGGACAAGAUUGCCGAAUUCAAGUUUAACGCCCUUGACGGUGACACCAACCGCGUCAGCUUUGAUGGCACCUAUGAGAUCGAGAAAGACACAUCGCGUCCCAUCAACUUGCAUGGCCGUACCGGUAUGCGUGGCCGCGGCCUGCUUGGCAAGUUUGGCCCCAAUCAUGCCGCAGACCCCGUGGUAUCACGUUGGCAACGCCUUGCCAACGGCGAAGUUGCUCGGGACGAGGAGGGCCAACCCGUGCUUGAGAUUGUCUUUAUCAAGCGCAAGGACACUGGCGAAUGGGCUUUACCGGGUGGUAUGGUCGAGGCUGGCGACACUGUUUCGGUGACCCUGAAAAAGGAAUUUGGUGAAGAGGCGCUCAACAGUCUCGAAGCCGACGAAGUCGCCCGAGAAACGCUCAAGGCGGUGGUAGAUCGCAUCUUCCAGAACGGCGAUGAGAUUUAUCGUGGCUACGUCGACGAUCCUCGCAACACUGACAAUGCUUGGAUGGAGACGGUGGCCGUCAACUUUCACGACAAGACCGGUAGCGCCUUUGGCCAUUUUAACCUGACGGCAGGCGAUGAUGCCGGCUCGGUCGCCUGGGUCAAGGUGACGCCAGACAUGGCCCUCUACGCGAGUCAUGCAGACUUUGUGCGUGAGGUCUACAGUCGCCGCAGCGCCGACUACGGCAGUGCCUAG
Monosiga brevicollis MX1 is the source of this 765-nucleotide messenger RNA. RefSeq lists its product as uncharacterized. Bases 1 to 765 code for a protein of 254 amino acids. The record is from RefSeq and is a predicted model, not a curated record. The transcript is spliced from 7 exons. NCBI's taxonomy places the organism in Eukaryota, Choanoflagellata, Craspedida, Salpingoecidae. Gene Ontology annotation, molecular function: ADP-ribose diphosphatase activity.